Molecule: messenger RNA, 1726 nt
Organism: Ornithodoros turicata
Lineage: Eukaryota; Metazoa; Arthropoda; Arachnida; Ixodida; Argasidae
Exons: 4
Coding region: 81-818 (245 amino acids)
Source: RefSeq, a predicted model, not a curated record
CCCUCAAAGCUUCGCCAACGAGAUCUGUCGUCCGGAAGCCCUUCCAUCGUGUGAGACUGAGCGCAUCAGGUGCUGGCACAAUGUCCGGUCUCUUGUUUUCCCUGUCGUGCCUGCUUACCUGGGCUCUGAGCAGUGGUGCAGCGGUGUACGGUCGCCUGCAGCGCAAUGCGCUCGUGGCCCCAGCCCCACAGGAGCCACGCUACUACGCAGAACCCGUGCUGAAUGCUGCGGCAGCGCGCCGACCGCCUUACUACAUGGUGGCCCCUAUGGCGCAGCUUCCGCAGUUAGACGAUGACGCCUACGAAUAUGACGCGAUGGCGUCGCAAAGAGUUCCUUCGGCCAACUACGAAUGGUACGAUCCACAGUUCCUGCCCUUCGGUGCACCGGCAGCCACUCAGCAGGAAGCGGACGACGCUGAGGAUGCCGAGCAGUUGUGGAACGAUUUAAUGGCUACUUACGUCUCCAAGAAAUCUACACCGUUCCGUGAGCAGCAGCAGUCCCAGGUAUCUCCUACUGCGGCAACUGCCGAGGUAACGUCGACCGCCGCCACUUCCGGCGCCGAGCGGACUACUUCCGGUCAAAGUAAGCUUCAAGUGGCCCUCGCCGAGAACGAGCGGAAGGACGACGCAGUCCAAAAGAAAGCGUUCUCUGGCCAGAAAGAGUUUGCAAUGCUGCGUCCGGGAUCUUCCGGGGCAGCGACGUUCCAGAAGCAGCGACAGACGGGAAUGUUCCCCAAGCAGAUUUCCUCAAUUAGGAGGCUGGGCCGAUUUCUGGAAGACAACCUCACCGAAGAGCUGGAUCAACUCAGAGCCCACUAAAUAAUUACCCUCGCUAUCCGAGACGUCCCCCACCAAACAUGAGGACAGUUUCUGUUCUGCAACACUUCCAGGACACCUCCCUUCGAACCCCAGGAGACUGUAGGUCCACUGGCUCCACUCCCGCUCCAAGCAACGGUACAUGUCGAUAUCUCAGAUCUUCGGUACCAGCGGAAGAGCAGCAACUUUGAAUAGCGAGCGUGCUGAAAACGCCAUGCAUGCUGUAUUUAGCAGGGAUUAUCCAUUUUCCCGAUCUGCUCACGUGAGGCAGUGUAUAGUCUGUUAGCCUGUCGCUUGUACAGAAACAACCCACGUGAUGGUGGGAAAUGCAGCAUUUUAACCGCGCGAUUAUUGCCGAAUGUGAACGUGUCAGCAGGACGCCUAGCAGGCAGGCAUUGAAACUUCUGUCAAGUUAUAUUGUAGGUCCUGUUACGGCAGUCUUCUACAAGUAUAUUCAAUGUUAUACCGCCUUGUCGAGUAGAUGUCCAAGUGCAAAUUACGGUACCACCGUAUUCUGGCUCCAUCCUCAGCCGGGAUCCUUAUAGAACCUAGUGCACUUCAAGGGGCUCUCUCGAUAGCAUUGGCAGCACACUGUGCACCCGCUUACAGGGAAGGCUGUCAUGGCUGCUGAGAAUCUUGAGGCUAAGAGUAUUGAAGCGCACUAGGCUGUAGGGGUCCCUCAGAACGAAGCGAGAAUACGACUGUUAAAAAAAAAAAAAAAAAACUGCGUUCCUAUAGUAGAGGUCGUAGACACGCAUUUAGCUCCCGUAUGUAUGGAGCACUUCUACAUAACAGUGUGACGUCUAACAAUGAAAGGGUGCUUUCUGGUCAUCAAGGCUUGUGACAAGUUAGCAAUGAUAGGUACGUUCCUAAUUAUCCUCCAGUCCUGUAUAAAUACAAGGUGUGCCGCU